This is a messenger RNA of Bacidia gigantensis, 2061 nucleotides long. RefSeq lists its product as uncharacterized. The coding region runs from base 1 to 2061 and encodes 686 amino acids. Gene Ontology annotation, cellular component: serine palmitoyltransferase complex. NCBI's taxonomy places the organism in Eukaryota, Fungi, Ascomycota, Lecanoromycetes, Lecanorales, Ramalinaceae. The transcript has a single exon. Gene Ontology annotation, biological process: ceramide biosynthetic process; sphingosine biosynthetic process. The record is from RefSeq and is a predicted model, not a curated record. Gene Ontology annotation, molecular function: pyridoxal phosphate binding; serine C-palmitoyltransferase activity.
AUGCCCCGAAGACAAAUGAAUCCUUUUGGCGGGGGCAGCGCUCCUACCAUCAUGGCAAUGCCUAUGGAGCCUCCUCCCCCAUACACCGAGAAGCCAUCAGAUCUCAAUGAUAUAGGGUCGAAGAUGUCUACUCCUAAGAUGAAUAAACUUGCCAAUUUCUUCGCUACGAUUCCUCGAGCAAAAUCCGAAUCCCAUACUGCGGCGACGGCAUUGAAACUGGCAGCUGGUUCGCAACAGCAAUUGAACUCCUCACCGCAGCAUAUUAGCUCCCCUUCUCUCUCUUUGCCGACCAUUUCCCUCUCGACCUCUCAUACAGACGCUGGCCCUACGACGCUUUGGUCUCCUCCGUCUCAAGCAGACAUGCGCAAAAAGGCAAAAGAGCAUGCUCAAUUUGGCCCACUUGGUCACUCAUCACACAGAUACACCAGUCGCCAUGUGGGGAAGGAUUUUCCAGAACCUGUCAUGGAUGAGCCUCCUUACUACUAUCUUCUGACGACUUACAUCAGCUAUCUGAUCUUGAUUGCGUUCGGGCAUGUUCGGGACUACUUUGGAAAGCGUUUCAGGCCUCAGCAUUAUCGUCACUUGCAGGCAAGAGACGGAUAUGCACCUCUUAAUAGUGAUUUUGACAACUUUUACGUCCGGAGACUGAAGAUGCGGAUCAAUGAUUGCUUCGCAAGACCUGUGACGGGAGUACCAGGUAGAUUUAUCACACUGAUCGAUCGCCAUUCUGACGAUUUCAAUCUAACGUUUCAGCAUACCGGGAAAACAACCGAGACACUGAACAUGAGCUCUUACAACUAUCUAGGUUUUGCUCAAUCCGAAGGCCCAUGUGCGGACUUCGUAGAAGAACAGGUCAAAAAGUAUGGGAUUACCGUUACAAGCCCACGAAAUGAUGUUGGUACCACCGAUCUGCAUCUUGAUGUUGAGAAUCUCGUCGCAAGAUUUGUAGGCAAGGAAGCUGCCAUGGUCUUCUCCAUGGGCUUCGGCACAAACGCAGUCGCCUUUCCAGCCCUGAUAGGCAGCGGAUGCCUUGUCAUUUCUGACGAACUGAAUCACGCCUCUAUCAGAUUUGGGACGCGUCUAUCAGGGGCAAUGAUCAGUAUGUUCAAACACAAUGACAUGAACGCACUAGAAAAGGUUCUCCGCGACUCUAUUGCCCAAGGACAGCCAAGGACACACAGGCCAUGGCGAAAGAUUUUAGUAGUUGUCGAAGGCCUGUAUUCUAUGGAAGGUUCUAUGUGCAACCUCCCCGGUCUCAUUCGAUUGAAGAAGAAAUACAAAUUCAACCUCUUUGUCGACGAGGCGCAUUCAAUUGGUGCUCUUGGGCCAAGGGGUCGAGGCGUUUGCGACUACUUCGAUAUUGACCCUUCCGAGGUUGAUAUUCUAAUGGGCACGCUUACAAAGUCAUUUGGCGCCAAUGGUGGAUACAUUGCAGGGAGUAAAAGCACGAUUGCGAAGUUGCGACUCACAAAUGCUGGAUCAAUAUAUGGAGAAUCCCCUGCUCCGCCGGUGCUUGCUCAGAUCUCAUCAGCUCUGCGCAUCAUCGCUGGCGAUAUCGUGCCUGGGCAAGGCGAGGAAAGGUUGCAAAGGUUGGCUUUUAACUCCCGGUAUCUGCGUUUGGGCUUGAAACGCAUCGGAUUCAUUGUUUACGGCCACGAUGAUUCUCCAAUCAUCCCCAUACUACUCUAUAACCCUGCCAAGAUGCCAGCUUUCUCCCACGAGAUGCUGAGCCGAAAGAUAUCGGUCGUCGUUGUGGGGUAUCCUGCGACACCUCUAGUAUCUUCGAGGGCCCGCUUCUGCGUGUCUGCCGCACACACAAAGGACGACCUCGACAGGCUCCUGAACGCAUGCAACGAGAUUGGCGACCUCCUCCAACUCAAAUUUUCUUCAGGCAUUGCAGGAGGCGCGAGACCACUACCUGAGGGUGUCACGCUCGAGAUGGAACAAGAAUGGAAACGAACUGCGAAACCGAAGGAAAUUGCGGAAUAUCAACGUCCACGUUGGAGGUUGAACGAAGUGGUGAAGAAAGGUGUACAAGACGUCAAACUCCCCCUUCGCUGA